Molecule: messenger RNA, 735 nt
Organism: Penicillium mononematosum
Lineage: Eukaryota; Fungi; Ascomycota; Eurotiomycetes; Eurotiales; Aspergillaceae
Exons: 3
Coding region: 1-735 (244 amino acids)
Source: RefSeq, a predicted model, not a curated record
AUGGAUUUCAACGAGUUUGCUCGAGCCUUUGACGAGCCUUCCUCGACUCAGAGCAGCCUAGACUCGAACUCUGCACUGGGGGCUUGCUCUUCACCGCGGAGGAUUGUGACUUCCAUCCACUUUGCCCGCGAAGGAAUCGAACUGGUGUCCAUUGGCGUUUCCAGCAAAACAGCAAAACCGGUCCUACUACUCUGGAUGGUCUUCUUCGUCGUCAAUUCGGAACCUGUGACAGAGGGCGAUUUCAAGGCGAAGGGCUGUAAGGGCACGGUCCUAAACGAUGAAACACUGGGAGAUUUUGUCAUCAACCACUAUGGUCUCCUCUCCCGGGCUUUGACUACGGCGGGUACCAAGGCGUGCGUGUAUGGCGAUAAGCCUGAGAACCAUAGAGCGGGAUCCUCACCUAGUCGGAAUGUCCUUGCUCAUGGCACAGAGCUUGACGUUACCAGCCCCGACUAUUUUGUUUUGACCAUCGAGCUGCUCUCAUCCUUUCCCUCCGACCUUGCCAAGCAGCGCCUACAAUACGUCCGGGACGUCUGUCACCUUGAUCCAAACCAAGAGGAGACAUUCACCAAGUCUACUACCGAAUAUCGAGAAAAUUAUAAGAGCCGUUUGAAGGCCGUUUUCAACAGGCAAUUGGCCAAGUACUGGGGAUAUAGCCUUUCAGGAUCAACCACUGGCUUUCUCACUCGAGUCUCCCACGAAAAUUUCGCAAGGAAUAUGUGUCGGCCAUGGUGA